Molecule: messenger RNA, 942 nt
Organism: Racocetra persica
Lineage: Eukaryota; Fungi; Glomeromycota; Glomeromycetes; Diversisporales; Gigasporaceae
Source: the annotation of a GenBank genome assembly
AUGACCGACACUUUGGACGGCUCCGGAAAUGGUUCUUCAAUCCUCAAUAGCAAAGGAAUUACUCACAUCAUUCAUGCUGGGCCAAAAGAACGGUCAAAAUUUCCUAGCGAUGAGGAAUUUGUUGAAUGCGUAGUCAAAUCCGUCCAAAAUUGUAUUAUUCUAGCGGAGAGAAAUAAUUUCGAAAAAUUGGCUGUUCCUCUCGUUGGUGGAGACAUAUUUCUUGGUAAAGCCGACAUUGAAAAGUUGGCAGAAGGAAUAAUCCGUGGAGUUGCUAAUCAAUUAGCCGAGUGUCAAAAAGUAAAAGAAAUUAUGUUGAUAGACUUUGACAAAAAACCUCCAUACUUAUUUUUAAAAAAAAUUCAGCAGUUAGAGAAAGAAUUGUUUAGUACUACGGUUCCACUGAGUGCUGAUCGCUUUAUAGGAAUAUUAAAAAACAAUAAUAAAACAAAUUCAUGGAUUGGACAACAAAAAACAAUAAAAGUUAAGGUCGGAGAUAUCCGAGAUAAAAAUCUACAUAGUUGCUCCGCUAUUGUUAAUGCGGCUAAUACUUAUUAUGGUAUGGGAAGUGGGCUUGCUGGUGCUAUUAAGGCGCAAACUGGUAAUGCAGGAAAGAUAAACGCCAAGGCUAAAGAGUUAAUUAGUGAGUUCAAUUCUUUGAUAGACGAUAGUAGUGGACCAGAACAACCAAAACCCAAUCCAAAACCAGGUGAUAACCCCAAACCUGGAAAAAAACAACCCUCCGACGACUCCCAAGGACCCGCUCCUGACAAUGGAAACGGAAAUAACGACAACGAGGACAAUGGGAAAGACGACAGCCAAGAACCCACUGAUAAAGGCCCAAAAAAAGAUACUGACCAAAGUCCUAACGAGUGGAGGGAAGAAUUAAAAAAUAUUGACCCAAAUUUGGAGCAAUCUUUCACCGAUACCAAAAUUGCCGAAUGA